UGUCCGAGAGACGAGUGUGCUGAUUUGUAGUAGGAUUUAGUAGCAUUCCGAUGAUAUUACGGCGGCUGACAUCAGAAACGGGCCUAAGACGUUGUACCGAUAUGACGAAUCGAUCACAGGCUAUCGGUUCGACGAGUGAACGCUCAACAGCUAGGCUACCCCACCGCCUCACAGACUAAGCCUUGUGCGCUCGAAGUGUUGAUGUAAAGAUCAAUUAUUGUACCGAUGUGUUCCUUCCUUGGUUUCUCACUCCAAACACCUCAGUUGGCAAUGAAUUCUGUUAUUAAUGCAUAUGCGAUGCUAUGUUUGAGAUUUGAACCUUAUAACCAGAGUAAAUGAUGGUCUCUAGAUCAUAUUUCGACAGAUCUGUCAAAAGUUCUAGAAAAAACGGAAUACAGUUGGCACUGUUGCUGCGAUCCAUCUGACCGCGGGCAUCCGCAAGCGGGCUUGUCAAACGUGACAAAUGAUCUGUAUGCUAUCUAAUUCAAUUUUCCAUGCAUUAUUAAUCGAAUACUCACAUCUGAUUGCGAACCGAUAGCAAUCAGACUAGACAGUCCUGCCCUUCCGUCCAAGUCUCCAAACAGAUGUGACUAACGGACUUCUAUGACAUUUAGCCAAUACUGAGCGUGUUGUAGGAACAAGGAAAUGUUUUCACGCGCUGCAAAUCCAAUCCGCUUUCUGCGCGAGGCUUGGGGCUAGAAGCGUGCAACCGAUGAGGGCCCAAACAGUUCCCGGGUUGAUUGGCAAACAUCACGCCAUCUACCUCGCUGGACAAGUCAUUAUAAGGCAAUCAGCACGACCAAACUGAUUUACUUAUUCCACCGAAUGUUACUGCAGUAACAGUUCCAGGGACAGGCGUUCUGAUGUGUAAACUGCAGCCAUCUUGGAUCGAUAAAUUGACUUGUGGGUGGAGUGGAAAAGGGGACAGAAGGCCGGUCAAGGGUACACGGAGCUAGGGGCAGAGCCCUGCACAGGCCAGACCGACCCCUAGGGAUGCACAUGAAGGACCUACUGUCGUUUGUGAAAACGUGAUCAUUACCGCAGAUUAGAUAGGAAAUCCAUACACAGCUACCGUUUUGUUCCGCAAGGUUUCUUCUGUCAAAUCCAGAAAGAAAUUUGUGAAACGGAUUCCGCUGAGCAGCAGACGACACGAAGCCAGUAGAAAGCAGGCGAUCAUGACGGUGGCGGGAAAGCGUUCGGAGUCUGGGCAGCAGUGCUGACGUUCUUCAAUCGAUAUCUACAAUGACACCAAGAUAUGAUGGCACAGAUUAGCUAUAUUAGGCCAAAGCGUGCUCGGGAUUAAGACCAGUCCUUACAUAUCGUCUGCUCAGUAGGGGAAACCCUCGUGGCUGAUAAACAGACGACACAAGGGGUCCACGCGGAAAGAAUGCAGUCGGCGAUUCGGACAGGCGAGAGAGUCUUUCAUCAUGGCCACGAGCCAUCUGACAAUAGAUUCUGACUUUCAAUGUGUCAAACUUGCUGUACUUGGCGCGCCGGGAGUUGGCAAGAGUUCUAUUAUUCGACAAUUUGUGUGCAACCAGUUCGCCGAGGAUUACAUUCCUACAGAGCAGAAGGAAGUCUUUUGUCCAUCUGUAAUCAUCAACGACCACCUGUAUGAACUGAAGAUAAUCGACUGUCCAUACAUUCCUUACUUCCCAGUCAAUUCUUUGUACGAGUGGACAGACUUCCGCGGAUAUGGCCUCCGAAACGCCACCGCCUACAUCCUUGUCUACGACAUCACUUCCGAAGAAAGCUUCCAAUACAUCAAGACUCUCAGGGAUCAGAUCCUUGAGAGCAGGGACAUGCACGAUGUCCCCAUCUUCGUGGUUGGGAACAAGCAUGACUUGGCUGAGGAAAGAGGGAUGCCACGAAGAGAGGUGGCUAACCUCGUUAAGAAACAAUGGAAAUGUGGCUACGUCGAGUGUUCCGCAAAAUUUAACUGGCAUAUUAUUCUUAUGUUUAAAGAACUCAUGAAAGCUGUGGAUUAUAUAGACUACGGUCACAAACCAACAGCCGCCCGGGUUCAAGAUGCUCUUAGAAGGAACCGAUGCUUGAUAUUGUGACGUCGAAUUGUUGUGUAACUUUGGAAAUGCAUGAUCGACUCGUGGUAAAUGUGGGAUAUUACUAAAUAUCCUCCUCUGGAAAGGAUUAAAGAGACAAUGCCCUGUCCUUAAUCGUGAGUACCGCCAGCAUACUCAAUGACGCUUCACAAACAAGGGCGUAUUGUGAACUAACCAAGGUUUAAAGAUCACUGUAACUGUAAGAAGAACAAGGUCAUUUUGUACAUGCCUAACGAGAACAUGGCCAGCAACAUUCGUAUCAGUAUGCUUCAUCCAAUCAGUAGAUUACAUUUUAGCAAUAUUACCAUAUACGAAUCCUAACAGAGUAGAAGCAAUCUGAUAUUCCUAGUUCAUACGAUCAAUAGGUUAGUAUAGAAAACAUACAACGGCGAACGAACAUCUGUUUUUUAUACCACUUUGUAAUAUCUUUAAGUGGUAACGAUCCCUGUGCAUGCUAACUCCACUCAACAAAUGCUCAAUUCGCCAGUGGUAGGAAGACGCAUAAAUGUACAAAGGAGACAGCUGUUUCUUUUGUAUGUUAUAACCCGAUAAUAUGUAAUAAAAUAGAUGUGUAGCUUUGUAUGUAGAUAAUUAGUCACCUGGAAUGUAGUGGAAAGAAAAAUCUUGCCAGAAACAAUAAAAUGGUUAACGAAAGUGUU
Molecule: messenger RNA, 2719 nt
Organism: Haliotis rubra (blacklip abalone)
Lineage: Eukaryota; Metazoa; Mollusca; Gastropoda; Lepetellida; Haliotidae
Product: ras-like protein family member 10B
Exons: 2
Coding region: 1428-2063 (211 amino acids)
Molecular function (GO): GTP binding; GTPase activity
Source: RefSeq, a predicted model, not a curated record